Messenger RNA from Exophiala dermatitidis NIH/UT8656, 2558 nucleotides. RefSeq names its product acetylornithine aminotransferase. The transcript has a single exon. Gene Ontology annotation, molecular function: pyridoxal phosphate binding; transaminase activity; identical protein binding. Gene Ontology annotation, biological process: arginine metabolic process. NCBI's taxonomy places the organism in Eukaryota, Fungi, Ascomycota, Eurotiomycetes, Chaetothyriales, Herpotrichiellaceae. Gene Ontology annotation, cellular component: mitochondrial matrix. Bases 211 to 1701 code for a protein of 496 amino acids. The record is from RefSeq and is a predicted model, not a curated record.
AACUCCAAGCGUGUGUCUCGCCGAACUCGCAGGUAGUGAGGGGAAAAAAGAUACAAGCAAAUCUGGAGAUAGCAAUGGCAAUGACUCAGUAAUGUAUAUCUACGUACUCGCUACUCUUUUCAAGUGCUAGAAACUCUUAUUUCGUGUCGACGUGAUUACCUCGACACAGCAGAUCGGUUCUCGGGCAGUUGGUCCUCUUCCAUCCGCGCCAUGGCCUUCUCCAUGAGCAAGCGAGCAGCAUGCUCCUGUUUCCAAUGGGCCAAGUUGGCGAGCACCUCUUCUCGAACGACUCUUCGAGCGAGACACUACGCCAGUGCUGCUACCGUGCCUACAUCUUCUAGCUCCCACCUUUCAAACCAAGCUGGGAUCCGACAUGAGUCCUCAGUGCCCAACCCAGACCCGUCCGCGGACUCGCCAACUACGGCCUUUCUGAAGCAGACCGCUCCUUACAUGGUUCCUACCUACGUCCGGCCGCUUCCCAUGUUUGUCAAAGGAGAUGGAUGUGUUUUGUACGACAAUGAGAAUAGAGCAUACCUCGACUUCACUGCAGGCAUAGCGGUCAACUCUCUGGGCCAUGCGGAUCCCGAGAUAUGCAGGAUCAUAGCCCACCAAGCACAGCAGCUGAUCCAUGCCUCGAAUUUGUACCAUAACCCCUGGACGCCGACGCUUUCCAAAUUGCUGGUGGAAGAGACCAAGAAACAGUCACCCGGCUCACACUUGAGUCAGGUCUUUAUUUCCAAUUCGGGCUCCGAGGCCAACGAAGCAGCCAUAAAGUUUGCCCGGAAGGUGACUUAUGCCAAAGACCCAACCACCAAGCAGAGAGACAUUGUUUCCUUCCAUGGCUCUUUCCACGGUCGUACAUACGGAUCGCUGUCAGCGACCCCUAACAAGAAGUACCAGCCUCCCUUUGGCCCCAUGUUGCCCGGCUUCCACUAUGGCACGUUCAACGACGUGGAGGGUGUGCAGGACCUGAUCACGGAAAACACUGCUGGUGUCAUUGUUGAGCCGAUUCAGGGAGAGGGAGGCAUCAACGUGGCAACACCAGAAUUCCUACAGGCUCUCCGCAAGAGAUGCGACGAAGUGGGCGCUGUCUUGAUUUUUGAUGAAAUUCAAUGUGGUCUCUCCCGCACAGGGGAUCUAUGGGCUCACACAGCGUCAGGAGUUCAGCCUGAUAUCCUGACAUCUGCAAAAGCACUUGGAAACGGCAUCCCAAUCGGUGCGACACUGGUCUCCGGCAAGACGGUCGGCCCCUACAUUCAGACAGGAGAUCAUGGCACGACCUUUGGCGGCAAUCCUUUUGCAUGCCGAGUCGCCCAUCAUGUAUUUGAGCGUCUGGCCAAACGUAAGCUACAAGAAGAAGUGCGGGUGAAAUCCACCUUGUUCUUUAGUGCUUUCGAGACCAUGAAGCAGAAGUUCCCUGGUGUUGUCACGGAGAUUAGGGGUAAAGGCCUGAUUGUCGGUUACCAACUGAGCGACUCAGCCAAAGGCAAGGCAUCAGAAGUGAUUACAGCUGCACGAGAAAGAGGUUUGCUGGUCAUUACGGCCGGCGACGGGGUACUCAGGGUUGUCCCGCCGCUGGUCAUCUCGCACGAAGAGAUCAACCGAGGCUUGGCCAUUCUAGAGGAAGCCAUGGAUGUUGUUUAUAACAAGCCGGCCGAAGUUGAUGGGACGCAAGGUCAGCAAGAGAUGAGCGGCCGCUGAGCAGCAGCCCGUAUUUCAAAGAAGUUAAACAGUCAAUUUCAAAAAAGAGGAAAACCAAAGAAAGAAUAGCAGGUCUACUCUGUCUGAUCUACUCCCGUCCUAUCUUGUCUCUCCCAAUGGGAUCUUCAUACCAUGCAUGCCGCGGUAUGCAGGUCGUUCCGGAGGCGACCAUUUUCCCGCAAGGAUCUUGUCCUCAUCAACGAGCUUGAACACCUCCACCUUCAAUGGUCUGCAACAUUUGAUCAUUUCUUUUUCGCUAUCCCCGCCGAAACCCCACAAGGACAAAUCACCUCCCGGGCACGUGGAAAGUGCCAUGAGAAGAUCCUGUUCCGCAAAGAACUCGAUAUAAUCUCCCGCCUGCGCCGGACACGGGUUCAUGAAGUAUCUGCCCUGUUCGUCCAGCCCGGUGACUUGGAAGAUGUUGAUCACAUCGUGGACAUCGGACUCGUUCAGACCAAAAGGCAGAACGGCUCUAGUUAGGUUGGAAUGGCAAUGGAAGUCGUACGAUGCUUCAGGUCCAGACAGCAAGGUAUUGAUGUACGGGUCACAUCUUGUGCCGAGCAAGUCGUGCACUCGACCGCCCGUGUUGUCGACCCCGUACCAUGAGAGGGAGUCGGCGAUGAUGGUGCACAGCGGCCGCAUGUAUGGGAGGCAAGACCAGAGACGGUCGUAGGUCGACACGUGUGACGAGUGCAGUUGUUUUGUUCGAGAAGCCCAAAAGCGUUCGCGGGGGUUGUGAGCGUUCCAAAUGUUCAAAUCGCCUGAAAAAAGAAGUUGUUAGUAGAGUGGUUCUUUAGCACAAAGCAUCCAUCCCUUUUUGGAUCUCCUAUUAUCGAUCGUCCUCCUCUUUUGCAUCG